CUCGGAGUGAAUCCAAUUGAAAUCACUCAAUUAAUCACAUGUUGAGAAGAGAUGGUUAACAGUGGUAAUCUAAUACAAUUGCUGAGAUGUCUGAAGCGUUCCACGAGGCUACUAGUUAUCGCUGUCCUACAUUCACGAAAUUUUGACUCUUAUCGUCCACUAAGCUCCCGCGUUUGAUAAAUUCUGUGAAAAGAAGGAACUAAAAAAGUAGAUUAUAUCGCACACUUAUCAUAAUGCCGGCUCAAUUCGAAAGUGCAAACAGCCCCAUCACGAGAGAACCAUCCAUGGUGAAUGGCAAUACCACAUAUGCUGUUAACGAUGAAAUUGUCAUCAGUGGUUUCUCAGGUCGCUUCCCGGAGUCCGAAGAUGUAGAUGAAUUUAAGAAAAACUUAUUCGAGGGUCUCGAUAUGGUCACAGAUGAUGAGCGUCGGUGGCCAUCCGGCAUUUAUGGUUUACCCACAAGAACUGGUAAACUGAAGAAUCUCUCAUUGUUCGACGCCUCUUUCUUCGGAGUUCACGCCAAACAAGCUCAUGUGAUGGACCCACAGUUGCGUAUGCUCUUGGAAGUAACUUAUGAAGCCAUAGUAGACGCUGGUAUCAAUCCAAAUGACGUUAGGGGGUCCAAGACUGGUGUGUUCAUCGGUGUCUCGGCAUCAGAGUCAGAUGAAUAUUGGACCAAAGACCCGGAGAGUGUAAACGGAUAUGGUUUAACCGGUUGCUGCAGAGCCAUGUUCCCAAAUAGAAUUUCCUACACAUUCGACUUCAGCGGUCCUAGUUAUGCAGUAGAUACCGCGUGUUCUUCGUCCCUGUAUGCAAUGCAUCAAGCAAUCGCCGCGAUGCGCAAUGGAGAGUGUAACGCAGCCAUUGUUGGUGGUUGUAAUCUUCUACUGAAGCCUACCUCCUCCCUCCAGUUUCAUAGGUUAAGCAUGUUGUCGCCAGACGGUGCCUGCAGGGCGUUUGACGCCAAUGGCAAGGGAUACGUCAGAUCAGAAGCUGUUUCUGUCAUGUAUUUACAAAAAGCAAAGGAUGCACGCAGAGUAUACGCCACUAUUAUUCAUUCCAAGACUAAUACAGAUGGUAAUAAAGUUCAAGGAAUCACGUUUCCAAGUGGAGACAUGCAGAACAGGUUGAUGCGAGAAGUCUACGCGGAAGCAGGCGUCAAUCCUGCUGAUGUGGUCUAUGUAGAAGCCCACGGAACCGGUACCAAAGUUGGAGACCCUCAAGAAAUCAACUCGAUCGCAAAUCUGUUCUGCAAAGGCAGGAAAGGUCCACUGCUGCUUGGUUCUGUUAAGUCGAACAUGGGACAUUCAGAGCCUGCUAGUGGUGUCUGUUCCAUGUCAAAGUUGUUAAUUGCCAUGGAGUCUGGAAUGCUUCCAAGCAACUUGCACUUUAAGAGUGCAAACACAGACAUUCCUGCGUUGAGCGAUGGAAGCAUACAGGUCGUUGAUAAGAACUUACCAUGGAAAGGAGGACUGGUAGCGGUUAAUUCCUUCGGUUUUGGUGGAGCCAAUGCACACAUUCUUCUUCGUAGUAACCCCAAGCCAAAAUUGACCCCAGUUGUGGACAGUAAAGUGCCUAAACUUGUUACAGUGUCUGGUCGUACUGAGGAGGCUGUGAACGUACUCCUAGAUAAGGCCAAGCAACAUGAAAAGGACGAUGAAUUCAUUGCUUUGCUCCAUGAUACUUACGCGAACAAUAUCGGUGGUCAUUUAUAUCGAGGAUAUUCUAUUCUGGGCGAUUCUCAAGAUGUCAGUCUAUGUGUAGGCGAAAAACGGCCCAUUUGGUACGUGUUUUCUGGUAUGGGUUCUCAAUGGGCAGGUAUGGCUAAAGACCUACUUUGCAUCGAGACGUUUCACCGAAGUCUGAAAAGGUGUGCCGAAUGUCUGAAACCUGAAGGAGUUGAUUUAAUGAAUAUUCUUCAGAAUGGAACACCUGAAACCUUUGAAAACGUCCUAAACUCGUUCGUGUCGAUUGCAGCCAUUCAGGUCGCUCUCGUGGAUCUAUUGACACACUUGGGUAUCCAACCGGAUGGUAUCCUUGGACAUUCUGUAGGAGAAGUGGGAUGUGCCUAUGCUGAUGGUACCUUCACACCCGAACAAACGGUCCUGGGUGCCUACUGGAGGGGAAAGACGAUCAUAGAUUCGAAUUUGGCACCUGGAGGCAUGGCUGCUGUAGGAUUGAACUGGGAAGAAGUAAAGAGGCGCUGUCCACCCGACGUAACACCAGCUUGUAACAACUCAAGCGACUCAGUGACAGUUUCCGGUCCCGUUGAAUCUCUCAAGAAGUUCGGUGAGGAUCUGAAGAAAGACGACAUAUUUGUGAAAUUGGUGAACAGCUCUGGUGUCGCUUUCCACAGUCCAUACGUGGCUCCAGUAGGACCAAGACUUCAUGCUAUGUUGGAGAAAGUGAUUCCAAACCCGAAACCGAGAUCCUCCAAAUGGAUCUCCACCUCCAUACCAGAGUCAGAUUGGGGCUCUCCAUUAGCGCAACUCAGCUCUGCAGAGUAUCAUGCGAAUAAUUUGAUGUCGCCUGUGCUCUUCCAUCAGUCUCUCGCUCACAUCCCAGAAAACGCCAUAGUGAUUGAGAUCGCUCCUCACUGUCUGUUGCAAGCAGUUUUGCGCAGGUCGCUGAAACCAACUGUAACAAACAUUGCCUUGCACAAACGUAAUCAUUCGAACAACCUGAACUUCCUGUUGGAAAAUUUAGGAAAACUGUACAUGGCUGGAGGACAGCCUAAAGUAUCCAAACUGUAUCCACCAGUUAGUUACCCCGUUGGUCGGGGCACGCCAAUGAUCAAUUCUAUGGUUAAAUGGGACCAUUCCACUGAAUGGAAUGUAGCUGACUACCAUGGUCAGGGUUCUUCUGGAGAAAGCGUUGUGGAAGUAGACCUAUCUAAGGAAUCAGAUGCCUAUCUUUCUGGUCAUACUAUUGAUGGCAGGAUUCUCUUCCCUGCUACUGGUUAUCUGGUGAUGGUGUGGAAGACCCUUGCUAAACUGCGUGGAGAAGAUUUUGAAAAGAUGCCAGUUGUGUUUGAAAACGUCAAAUUCGAAAGAGCCACCAUUAUGCCAAAGGAAGGUUCUGUGAAGUUUUUGAUCAAUGUUUUUAUGGGUACCAAUGAGUUUGAGAUCUGCGAAAACGGAUCUGUGGCAGUUACAGGAAAGAUCUCUGUACCAGAAAGCCCUGACAAGAUGUUACUCAAUAUACCUCCGGUAGUUCCUAAAGUAGAACGUGAUCUGCUGGACCUGAACGCGAACGAUAUUUACAAAGAACUUAGACUGCGAGGAUACGAUUACGACGGAGUCUUCAAGGGAAUUAAAUCCAUCAACAACCGCGGAGGUGCUGGCAGACUCCACUGGGACAAUUGGAUUGCGUUCAUGGAUACUAUGCUUCAGUUUAAAAUCCUUGAGAAUGAUUCAAGAGGAUUGUAUGUACCAGUUCGUGUACAGUACGUUGCCGUCAACCCCACUGUUCACUUAGAUACCGUGAAGAAGUGCAAGGAAGACGAGGGUGUUCCAGUAUAUUCUUAUUCUAACAUUAAUGUUAUUAAGUCAGGUGGUAUUGAGAUUAGAAAGAUGAAGGCCUCUUUGGUUGCAAAGAAACAGCAGUAUCAGGCUCCUCAGUUAGAGCGAUACACAUUCGUUCUCAAUGAAAAUCCUCAACCAUUGGUGCAAGAUCCUGAGAAAGCCAAACAUAAUGCUCUUACUGUGCUGCUGCAAAUUGUUCGCGAGAAUCUCGUGGGAUCUAAGUUUAAAAUCGUCGAGGUGGCUGGAAGUCGCCCUGCUGAUGCUCUUCUUACAUCCCAAGUGCCGACCAUUUUGUACAGAGAACCGUUAGUCACUAUGGACCUACAAGUAGUUGCGCCUUCAAAAGAUGGUUACUCUAAUUUGGAAGCAAUGAGUGUUAAAAUUGUAGUACGCAAUGAAAACACAGGACCAGUUGGACAAGACGUUCAUCUCGUGAUGGCUGGUAACUUGUUGUCCAGUAAUUCGUUGCAGGCACUGAAAAAUCUGAGUGAUAGUGUGAGGGAUGGAGGUUUUGUCCUGUUGGAAGAAACUAACCAUGCUGACCCUAAUUUGGUCAAAAACACAGACCUAGUUUACGUAGCAAGACAAGUUGCACCUGGAAAGUCUUAUAUCCUGUUGAAGAAGAAAGUACAGAGCACAGGACCAAUUAUCAUACAAAUAACUGAGAAGAAUUUCAAGUGGUUAGAAGGUGUCAAAGCAGCCUUGAAGAAAGCUGUGACUGAGAACCAAGAGCUUUUGUUUGUCAGUCAGGGUGAAGAAUUACUUGGUAUGCCUGGAUUCAUGAACUGCAUCCGUCGUGAGGAGGGUGGUAGCAAGGCACGUUAUGUCUUCAUUCAAGAUAAGAACGCACCCAAAUUUAAUCUCAACGAUAAAUUCUACGCUCAACAAAUGGAUAAACAGCUGGUGGCCAAUGUUCUGAAAGGAGGCCAUUGGGGAACCUAUAGGCACUUGCUGUUAGACCAGCAAAACGGAGCAUCCUCUCUUCAAGUCGAACAUGCCUAUAUCAAUGCACUGUUUAGAGGUGAUCUGAGCAGCUUGCGAUGGAUCGAGAGUCCACUGAGCUACUAUCAGCAAGAGAAGAAUUCUGGUACAGAGAUGUGCUCUGUGUAUUAUGCACCAUUGAAUUUCAGAGACAUAAUGUUGGCUACUGGAAAGCUGCCACCAGAUGCUCUUCCCGGAAACCUGGCUAAUCAAGACUGUAUAUUGGGUCUCGAAUUCUCUGGCCGUGACAGCAAGGGCCAAAGAAUCAUGGCUAUGGUACCAGCACGUGGUUUAGCUACUACUGUUGUCGCUGAUCGUGGAUUCAUGUGGGAAGUACCUGACAAAUGGUCUCUGGAGGAGGCAGCGACCGUCCCAGUCGCAUAUGCUACCAGUUACUACGCCCUCUGCGUUAGAGGUGGCUUGAAACCCGGCGAUAGUGUCCUAAUCCACGCUGGUAGUGGAGGUGUCGGUCAAGCCAGUAUCUCUAUUGCUUUGCAUGCAGGAUGCAAAGUCUUUACCACUGUAGGAACACAAGAUAAACGAGAUUUCUUGAAGAAGAUGUUCCCUCAACUGACAGACAAGAAUAUUGGCAAUUCACGAGACACCAGUUUCGAACAGCUGGUACUUACUGAAACUAAUGGACGUGGUGUUGACAUAGUGCUUAACUCGUUAGCCGAAGAAAAAUUGCAAGCUAGUAUUAGGUGUCUUGCUAUCGGUGGACGCUUCCUCGAGAUUGGAAAAUUCGAUUUAUCCAACGAUACGCCACUUGGUAUGGCCGUUUUCUUGAAGAAUGUCUCCUUCCAUGGAAUUCUUCUGGACGCCAUUUGUGAAGAUGAUGGUCCAGACAGGCGAGAAGUUGUAAGGCUUGUUAGUGAAGGAAUUAAAACUGGCGCUGUUCGUCCUCUACCUUCCACUGUCUUCUCAGAACAACAACUCGAACAAUCCUUCAGAUUUAUGGCCACUGGUAAACACAUUGGAUUUCGAGAUGAGGAACCUCAGAAGGUUGUUCAGCCUGCGCCUAAGAUUGUCGCGGCCAUUCCACGCACCUACAUGAACCCUGAAAAAUCGUACAUACUGGUUGGUGGCCUUGGUGGAUUUGGUUUGGAACUUGCUGAUUGGAUGGUUGUACGUGGCGCCAAAUACUUGGUUUUAACAUCACGAUCUGGAGUACGCAAUGGCUUCCAAUCAUUCUGCGUUCGUCGUUGGCGUGAAAUGGGCGUGAACAUUAAAUUAUCUACGACUGAUGCGUCGACGUUAGCUGGAGCGAAGCAAUUGCUCAAAGAAAGCAACGAAUUCGCUCCUGUCGGUGGUAUAUUCAAUCUGGCAGCUGUUCUGCGAGACGAUCUCAUUGAAAAUCUCCAAGAAUCCGACUUCGUGACGUCAGCAAUGCCCAAGAUUAACGCAACUAAAGCUUUGGACGCUGCAUCGCGAGAAUGUUGUUCAGCGCUAGACUACUUCGUCGUAUUCUCAUCUAUCACCAGUGCAAGAGGCAACAUUGGUCAAACUAACUAUGGUCUAUCUAAUUCUACCAUGGAGAGAAUAAUAGAACAGAGACAAGCGAAUGGUUUGCCUGGUCUUGCUAUUCAAUGGGGAGCCAUCGGUGAUGUUGGUCUUAUUUUGGAGACCAUGGGUGGUCAUAAUGACACUGAGAUCGGUGGUACCUUGCCACAACGUAUACAGAGUUGUCUCGAGACGAUGGACAUAUUUCUACAACAGCCACAUCCCGUUCUUUUAUCCUGUGUUAUGGCAGACAAACACAGGAGUGGUGAAAGCGCGAGCAAGGUUAGCGCGGUUCAAGCGGUCGCCAAUAUCCUGGGCGUUAAGAAACUGGAAUCAGUUAAUCCAAGUGUUUCCUUGGCUGAUCUUGGAAUGGAUUCACUGAUGGGAACGGAAAUCAAACAGACACUUGAAAGGAACUACGAUAUGGUACUGUCCGCGCAGGAAAUUCGUAACUUGACGUUCCAAAAGUUGUCGGAAAUGGAUCCCGAUGCAGUGGAGGAAAGUACUGGAGAUGCUGCACAAUCAUCUCCAGAAGAAAGUCCAAACCUUUUGUUCCAUAUUGAGGGUACAGACCUCUUACCUAAAGAGGGUGUUGUAGAGUUGAAGACGAAGAGCUCAAAGGGAACGCCUCUGUUCUUAAUUCACGCUAUUGAAGGAAUGAGUUCUCCGUUCAAAAUUAUCGCUACCGAAUUAGAACGACCUGCUUGGUGCUUCCAGUGUGUCAAAGAAUCUCCAUUGGAAUCUCUGCCUGAGUUAGCGACCUAUUACUUGAAGCAAAUGCGCAAGAUUCAGAGCAAAGGACCUUAUCACAUAGCAGGUUAUUCCUUUGGAGCCUGUGUUGGAUUUGAAAUGGGUCUUCAGUUACAAAAGAUGGGAGAACAAGUGGUUUUGACUCUGAUUGAUGGUUCACCGGAUUAUGUGAAAUACCACUCCGUGAAUAUUGGUAAACACGCUAAUGAGGACGUAGAUGUCAGUGAGGAUGGUUGCCGGAAGGCUCUGUCGUUCUUCAUCAGACAGUACAACCCCAAGAUCAAUUUCAUGCAGGCAUACAUGAUGUUGCGCGAGAAAUCCAAUGAUGAAGAAGUAUUAAACAAAAUGGUAGAAUUAAUAAAUAUGCCUCAAUUAAACGUCGAGGACUUAAAGAUUGCUGGUUUAAUGUUCUACAAAAAACUGCUUAUAACUUACUUCUAUAAACCAAGCAAUGUAUAUACUGGAGAUAUUACACUAAUCAAGGCUUCAGAGAAUUUCGGUGAUGUAGAGAAUGACUAUGGUUUGUCGAAGGUUUGCAAAAAGAACGUGAAUAUUGAAGUAUUGCCCGGCAACCAUAGGAGUAUUUUAAUAGGACAGAGUGCAUCACAAUUGGCGAAAAUACUAAAAACGUAAACAUAUAUUUUAACAUAUAAAUAAUUCUAAAACUCAAGGAAAUAUUCUAUAACAUUAAUAUCAUUACUUAAAUGUACAUAAAUGUUGCAUAGGUACGUUCCAAAAAGUCUCUCAAUGUACAAUAAUAUUGAUGGAGAUCAUCAAAAUUUAAUAUUUAAUAUGAUUCCUGCAUAUAUUGUGUAAAGUUCCUUUUGUACAAACGUUUCUUCCUUCAGAUUUCC
Molecule: messenger RNA, 7609 nt
Organism: Habropoda laboriosa
Lineage: Eukaryota; Metazoa; Arthropoda; Insecta; Hymenoptera; Apidae
Gene: FASN1
Product: fatty acid synthase-like
Biological process (GO): fatty acid biosynthetic process
Molecular function (GO): 3-oxoacyl-[acyl-carrier-protein] synthase activity; oxidoreductase activity; fatty acid synthase activity
Source: RefSeq, a predicted model, not a curated record